Molecule: messenger RNA, 2752 nt
Organism: Pezoporus flaviventris
Lineage: Eukaryota; Metazoa; Chordata; Aves; Psittaciformes; Psittacidae
Gene: SLC5A6
Product: solute carrier family 5 member 6
Exons: 15
Coding region: 819-2681 (620 amino acids)
Biological process (GO): sodium ion transport; pantothenate transmembrane transport; biotin transport
Cellular component (GO): membrane
Molecular function (GO): sodium-dependent multivitamin transmembrane transporter activity
Source: RefSeq, a predicted model, not a curated record
UGCUCAGCUGGGCAAGGGGGACGGGGCUCCCUCAUGUACCCUCUCGCCAGCACAGCUGGGGCUCCACUGCACAUCCCUUUACCCUCCCCAGCCUCAUCCAUGGAUUCCAUAGGGCUGGGGGGUGCUGGCGAGGCUGAUCCUGCUGGGUGGGCCACUGUGGAGGCGGCUGCACUGCCCCCAGGGCUGGUGGCUGGCGCCAGGGCUGGGUGGUUGUGUUGGGCUUGGCUGGGCUCUUACUCCGGGGGCAGCUCUGCAGGGCUUGGCGGAGCUACACGGUACCGGGGUGGUUGGGUCAUGUUGUGCUUGGCCGAGGCAGGAUCAGUGCUGCCGGGCUUGGUGGGGUUGUCCCACAGGGGAUGGUGGUGUUGGGUUUGGCAAUGUGGGGCUGGUUCUGCUGGGCUGGCCGGGCCAGUGCCGCCGGGGUACUGGGUGGGACUGGUUUUGCAACCAUAGUUUCAGUGCGAAGAGGCUCCUGUCUCCCUCGGAGGACAGGUGGGUGGGUGAAUGGUGCCGAGCCCAGCCUAGAGGGAGGAGAAGGGUUAAAGGAACUUUCCUCAUCCAGACUGGCCCCCCCGCACCGGGUCCUUGAGACUGAGACAGAGGAGUGAGCGAAGGUCCCUGCAGUGUCAGGCACAGCUUCAACGCCGACACCCAUCUUUCCUCCUGCAGCUCCAAGCGCCAGGGAGAUGCCAACCAGGACGUGCUGCCAGGGCAGCCACCAGGGCUCAGUGUGUCCAUGAGGCCAACAGGGCACAGCUGGGGUGGGUGGCCGGGCAGCGACAGGUCUUGCAGGGCAGAGGCAAGAGGAGAAGCUCACCAUGGAGUUCACAGUGAUCGACUACAGCAUCUUCGCGCUGCUGCUGUUGCUGUCAUCAGCCAUCGGGCUCUUCUAUGCACUGAGCGGGGGCCGGCAGCGCACGGUGCAGGAAUUCCUCCUGGCCAACCGCAACAUGGGUUUCCUGCCUGUCGCCCUCUCCCUGCUUGCCACUUUCCAGUCGGCCGUGGCAAUCCUGGGCGUGCCGGCUGAGAUCUACCACUUCGGCACCCAGUACUGGUUCCUCGGCUGCUCCUACUUCCUGGGGCUACUCAUCCCAGCACACAUCUUCAUCCCCGUCUUCUACCGUUUGCGCAUCACCAGCACCUAUGAGUACCUGGAGCUGCGCUUCAAUAAGACGGUGCGGAUCUUCGGCACCAUCACCUUUAUCUUCCAGAUGGUCAUCUACAUGGGGGUGGUACUCUAUGCGCCUGCGCUGGCUCUCAAUGCAGUGACGGGCUUUGACCUCUGGAGCGCAGUGCUCACCAUGGGGCUGGUCUGCACGCUAUAUACGACAUUGGGCGGGCUGAAGGCUGUCAUCUGGACCGACGUCUUCCAGACCCUGGUGAUGUUCGCUGGGCAGCUGGCCGUCAUCGUGGUGGGCGCCCAGCGGGUGGGUGGCAUGGCUCGUGUCUGGCACCUGGCCGAGCAAGAGGGCAAGAUCUCUGGCAUCGACCUGAACCCCGACCCCUUUGAACGGCACACCUUCUGGACCCUGGCAGUGGGGGGAGUCUUCAUGAUGCUGUCGCUGUAUGGGGUGAACCAGGCACAGGUGCAGCGGUACCUCAGCUCCCGCAGCGAGCGGGAGGCCAAGCUCUCCUGCUAUGCCGUGUUCCCCUGCCAGCAGAUCGUCCUCUGCCUCAGCUGCCUCACCGGCCUCGUCAUGUUCGUCUAUGACCGGGAGCAUACGCUGGCACCCGGCAACCGCCCCAAGUCAUCCGACCAGCUGGUGCUGUACUUCGUGAUGGAUGUGCUGCAGGACCUCCCGGGGCUGCCCGGGCUCUUUGUUGCCUGCCUCUUCAGCGGGUGCCUCAGCACCAUCUCCUCUGCCUUCAACUCGCUGGCCACGGUGACAAUGGAGGACCUGGUCCGGCCGCACUGCCCACGGCUGUCGGAGGCGCAGGCCACGCUGCUCUCCAAGCUUCUGGCUCUUGGCUAUGGAUUACUGUGCCUGGGGAUGGCCUACAUGUCCUCCAUGCUGGGCCCCGUGCUGCAGGCUGCUAUCAGCAUCUUCGGCAUGGUGGGAGGUCCGCUUCUGGGGCUCUUCUGCCUCGGCAUGUUCUUUCCCUGUGCCAACCCCACGGGUGCUGUCGUGGGGCUGCUGGCCGGCUUGGCCAUGGCCUUCUGGGUGGGCAUUGGAAGCCUGGUGCGCAGCAUGGGGGCAGCAGCAGGGACCCCCCCACCCAACAGCACCAUGCUCCCCACCAUGGGCAACCUCACCACCAUCCUCGCCACUACCCUGUUGGCCCCCACGGAGGCCCCUAAGAGCCCCACAGGGCUGCAGAAGUUCUACAGCCUGUCCUACAUGUGGUACAGUGCCCACAACUCCACCACUGUCAUCGUGGUGGGGCUCCUGGUCAGCCUGCUUACCGGCCCCACACCGGCAGCAUCUGUGGACCCCCGCACCAUCUACCCUGUGCUGCCUCACCUGCUCUGCUGCCUGCCCCGGAAGUACCGGCAGAAGCUCUGCUGUGGGGUGGGCUUCCCUGACGAGAACGCCGACACUGUGGAUGCAGUGGUGAAGACCAACGGGGUGCCCAAUGGUUUGCCCCUCCCCGGCCCUGGGCAGCAGGAGCAAGAGGAAGGACAGGGCUACAUUCGUGCAGCUGGGUCCCCUGCCUACGCUGUGCAGGAAACCUCCUUCUGAGCCUACCCCCCUUGGCAUGGGGGUCCCAGACACCCCCCAAGCCGUUCCCCAGUGCCCCCCUGGCCAGGGGG